AUGAAGGUUUCCGUGAGUAUAUUUACGGUGACCGAUAAUUAUUCUUAUGGUGAAACAUUACGACGUUAGUUUAUUAUGUUUUUUUCCCUUACCACCACUUCUUAAUAGGUAAUUAUUAUCUAUUGCAAGCAUCGUGCCGUGAUAUUAUCGAAUUUCAACGUCCGCCGCGGCGGCGUCAAGAAACCGGAUAUUAUUUUUUUUUCCGACAAAAUAUUAUGUUCAGCAUUUUUUUCCACUGUCAUUGUUAUUAUUAUUUUUUAUCGUCAUUUUCGCGCCGCGUACACGCAAACAACGGCGAUUUGUCGACAAAUUCACAAUAUCGGUAAAAAUCCAAACAGCGCGGUAGUUCAGUAGCACAAACACCGCACAACGGCCGCCACCGAACGUUACCGCAGGUUAUUAACAAUAGUUUUUUCGAUUAGCUAGCAUACGUGCGCGGAACGAGGAAACAAAAAAAAAAAAAAAUAAAAAAAUACCGUUUAAUUCCGAAGGUCGGGUUAUAUAAUUGAAAAUAAACACAAACGUACAGUGAUAAUACGCAAUUCUGCGAAAUAUUUGUUUUUGUCGUUUUGAUACUUCGUCUUCUACUUCGAUCGAUGUCGGCGAAUCAUUCAAAUCUGAAAAACCGUUCGUCUCUAUAUCGUGUCCAGUUUUCGUACAACUCGCACGUUACAAUACGAUUACAAAAUUGUGUGAAAUUAAUCGAUUGUACAAUAGGCAAUAUAGUGCAGGGUACACUAUUAAUAUCGACUUCAUUUACGCGACAGACAAAAAUAAAUUCCUGAAUUUUACGAUUUUAUAUUAUAUGUUUGUGCGCGGCCGUUUCAUGGGUUUAAAUAUUUAAUAAUACGAUAAACACCUAUGCGCAUUUCUCUGUUAUCCCGUAAGUAUGUGUUAUUAUUACGUUUUUCAUAACCGAGACAUACAGAUUUCAGAUGAGAAAAAACCCACUUACUUUUUAAAACACGUCAUUUGCGUUAUUUGCGAGCGUUUUGAAAACGCGGGCUCGUUCCGGAUAAAAACGUAUUGUAAUCGUGCGAAUCCCACAUGCUGCGCGUCAAUAUAUUAUUACGAUAAACCCGGUUCCUAUGGUUCGAAAUACGGAUAAAUACGAGUUACAUAACCGUGGGCGUAACUCGGACAAUUUGUAUGAGAGAGCAAAGUUUACCUCAAGUCAGGGUGCCUAAAGUAUACCUUUAACCUUUAAAUAGUUUGAUUAUAUUAAUAAAAAUAUUAAAAAGCUGUCCUGGGAUAAUGGGGACGGGUGCAGCACACAGGAGGGAAUUCAAUGUAUUUCUGUAGGCACAGAUAAACCGUUGCUAACGAAAAAACAAUCCCGAGCGGAGUUCAGUUAAUAGUGAUGCUUUGUCAACAAUAUAUAAAUAAAUAUUAUAAUUAUAUAAAUAUAUAUAUAAUAAAAUAUAAUUAUAUAUAUAAUUAAAUAUAGACAUUAUAAAUUUUCUUUAAUAAUAUUUGUUUAAUAUUGUACCGUUUUUCCUGUGUUCUCAUGUUUUUUUCUAGGUUUUUCACAUUUGCUUGGAAAAAUCUCGGGAAAAUCGAAAAAUGGCAUUAUUUUUUCUACGUUUUUCCUUGGUUUUCACAUUUGCUGGGAAAAAUCUUGGGAUAAUCGAAAAAUGACUUCCCUAAAGUACCUUCUCAAUGAGAUUUCCUUUUAGAAAAAGUGCUACCAUUGUAAAUCGUAGCGAAAUUGCUGGUAGAACUUGUCCACAGAAAAGAAAAUCGUAUUAUGUUACAAAUAUAUUUCGUACAUUUUCUCGCUUUUUCUUCGUUUCCUUUUGGUUUUUCACAUUUGAUGAGAAAACUCCUGAGAAAAUCGAAAAUUGACCUUCUUAAAGUACCAUCCCAAGAAAAUUUCCUUUCAGUAAAGUGUCUACAUCGUAUUCAUUGGUGUAAGAUUUCUGGUAGAAAAAAUGUUAACAUAAAAAAAAAAAAAAAAAUAAUAAUUAAACAUCUUUCUAAAACCAAUACAUUCUUCGUUACAUUCAGAAUCUAAAAUGUAUACUGGUCAACUAGUCAAUUAUUAAAAUCAAAAUUCAAUAUUAAUGUAAAUUUAAGUCUUCUUUCUCUUUAUGUUGAGUCCGUAUUAAACUAAUUGACAAUUGUGUUGAAAUUAAUUUUACAAGUUUUUUCAAUACGUGAAAUGGCCAAUAUUGUAUAAACUUCGAAUUCGGUUCAGCUCAUAGAGUUACUCUAUGGGUUCAUCGUAAAGUACGACCGUAUUAUCAUCGAACAGUAUAGAAGCGACAUCCGAUCGGGUAGUUACCUAGUUACGAAAAACGUUUCCGGCCGGUUGGUGUAUUUGUUACCAUCGUUGGCGUGUAGCAAUGCCCGAUACAUUCUGUGUUAUUUCAGAGCACGCUUAUCGGGUUUCAGUGUAUUUCGAUUUUCGUCGGACCGCGGCGAGAUCUCUUGCCGUAGGUAACUGUGGACACGUCAAAGAGGACACUGCCCCGUUUAAUUUGAACAGACGGACGUUUAGCUCUUCUCGCUCCCUAGUUAAUGCUUAUGCAGAAAAUAAUCUGUUUGCAACAGCAGUUUGAUACCGAUGUGUAUUUAUAAAAUGGCGAAAAACGAAAAUCGUUUGUUGGGUUAGAAAAAAAAAAAAAAAAAAUUUAAUAGACGCGAUAAUUGCAAAUCCGGCUUUCUCGAUUGUAUAUUUUACGUGUCGUCGCGCUUAAGCCCGGAUUGAGAAAUGCCGAGGUCCCGGGGUAAAACUUUUCAACGAGGUUCUUAAAAGAACAAAAAAAAAAUAAAAAUAUAGUGAAGGAUAGUUGCCCCGUAACAUUACGUUUUAAUAAUGCAUAACGCACCGAUAUAGGAAAAAGUUUCGCUAAAGACGGCCAAGCGCUACCAAGUUGUUAAAAACGUUGAAAUACCGAAACGGUACAAAGUUUACCGACUAAACGCGUAUAGAUACCGCGACGGACAUGAACCUAUUGUACUGUGACGAAAACCGAAGCUCCCGGAGUCUCGUGAGCCGGACGGACGGUCGGGUGGGGCGGGUGGCGGAGGGGGGCGAGGAGGGGCGAGGAGCCCUGUUAAUCCGGACGCGAUUGUGCGGACCGGGAUUUAUAAUCAAUCCGGGUUUCCGCAAUCGAAAAUCCGUCCGCGCGUCGUACCGGCCCGCUCGGCGCGCGGGUUUCGCGUCCGUUCCGCGUACUGUUUUUUUAUUAUUGCCGUCGUUGUUAUUAUCGUUGUCGUUUCCGGUCAAAGGUUCGUUAUCGUCAUGCCGCGUACCGGCUUUUGUGCCCGCGGGGACAACGGCGUUUUACCAUUGUCCCGCCGCGGCGCCGAAACGUCCGGCCAAACGCGUUUAAUCGGUCCGGGGACCACGUGUGUCGCGUAACGCAUCGGGCCGCGAAAAACGCAAUAACGCGACGGUAACAGCGGCCCGCGUACCGGUACGAUUUGAGAUUUUUCGCAAAUAAAAUUCGACCGACGCUCUCGUCCCGCCGUCGGCGUGCAGGCGCGUCGUCGUAAAUCACGUCCGCGUACCUGUACGGUAGGACCCCGGCGCUAUUGUUUCACGCGCGCGUGCCAAUCAAACAACCGCCGCCGUCGUAUUAUUAAUGGCGAACGAAAAUACGAAAAUAAUAUUGUUUCGGGUUGAAGUGGGGGGGGGGGCGUAGGGUGCGGUCGAGGGACCGACGGUUGUCGAUAAACAAUAUGCCGGUAGAGCCUUUGCGCGGGGCCGAAACGGUAUCCGCGCAAGAUUCGACGAUAAAUCAAAACGCAACGCCAGCGACAAACAAUAAUAAUAUUUAAUAACAUUGUAAUUGCUAUAUAACUAUCGAGAAACAAUAUCGGACGCACACAAUAAUACUGGGCGGCCUUCAAACCUGCUGUGCGAGUUUUUUUUAUUUCCAAGCCUCGCGUCCGCACGCCGUUAUAGUUACUAUCGAGAUAGUUGCAGGUGUUGCGACCGUCACGGUAGUCACUAUUAUCAGGCGUCGGACGAUGGUAUCUCCGAUGUAAAUAUCUUUAAUGCGUUUCUUAGAUACAAUAAUUGUGUUCCGUAUCGCGAUAGGGUUCUGGAAAGUAUCGAGCACUUCCUGUUGCGAAACUGAAAUAAAUAUCCGUAUUUAGUCUAGAGUAUCGAAAUACUCUUAUCUCGAUUAAGUGUCUUGCGAAUAGGCACUCGAAGAGGAGUAAGCUGGGUCAUUUUCUCUCUUGUUUUUCCGAAAAAUAUAUUUUCUUCAAGUUGAAAGCGAUUGUACUGAAAUGGGGGUAAUUGUUGAGAAUUUCGAAAAAAAUGUUUCACACUAACAUCCGCCGCGUUUUUUAACAUACACCACUCUUUUAAAAUUUAGUUCAUUUUUUAAUUUUAACGUAUCCAGUAUCUACCUAGUAAUUCAAUACAUAAAACGAAAUUAUCGAGUAUCUCGUAUUGCAAUACGUCUUGUUACAUUAUAAAAGUAUCUGGUAUAUUGUUUAUACAUACUGAAACUUUUAAGAUCUCUUUCCAUAACGUCAAUCCAUCAUAUCUUAGCUGGUCCUCACCUGACUAUGGUCAAGAUUGUUCAGAAUCGUUUUUAGUUUGCACUGACUUGCUGUUGCAUGCAAGUAUAUAAUAAAUAAUAAAUUUAUAACUAAAUCAGUAAGUAGAUAUGUACCUUCUUAACUUCCUACCUACUACAACGGUAGCAAACCCGUAGCAGUAUUUAUAUAUUAAAUAUAGCAAAAAAAAAAAGGGCGGGGGGCAUUAAAUUGUAUUUAUGGCAAAAAUUAUUCAAUUGAGAAUUGGGCGGUUUAGAAUUAUAAUUUUACUUUUGUCCGUUGUAAGACAAGCCUGUCCUUGGUGCGUUAAUUCCGCCAAAUUGUGCAGGUCUCUAUUAAAACUGUUUCGCAAACAACCAAUACAAUCGAUUUCGAUUAGUAUUAUUAUUAUACAUUUAUAAACAUACAGUUAAAAUACUUUAACUAUAUAACAAAUCGAAAAUGUUUGAGUUGAAGGUGUUGAGUUCAUAAAAUAGAUACAUAAACAAUUUCGAUAAAUACAUAGUUAAUACUAAAAUAAUAUUAUAUCAUAAACACGUUAUGAUUCGAUAAGUUCAUACUAAAUUUAUCUUCCUCAUUAUAGAAUAUGCAAAAUGCUUAUAGUUAUUGAACUGACUAAUAUUUAUUUCCGUUUGCCUGCAUAGUGAAAUUGCACGAUUUAACUUUAUCAUCUUUAAUAUCCAAAUUGUUUGUUUGCAUUUAGGAUAAAUCGUAUUUAUAUUAUUCCUAUAUCUGGUAUUAUAAUUACGGUUACAAGAUGGUAAAUACAUUUUAUGAUUAAAACUUAAUAGAAAAGUACAUUUAGUUUGGAGUUUAUCAAAGUCUAAGACUUUUAAUUCAUUAUAAAUAAAUUUAGUGCAAGUAAGAACAGGAACUUUUAAAAUAAAUUUCACAAUUUUAUUUGUAGCCGAUUUUUAUUUGUUCAAAUGGAUAUCAUAGGCACCCUCCUUCAUAUCUCAAUACCAAAUACAAUUAAUGAUCGAACUAAGGAAAUAUAAAUAAUUCUGAGUUGAUGAUUAUCGAGAAUAUGUUUUAAAUUUUUAAAAACAUAAAUGAAUUUACGACUUAAAUUCAUAAUAUAAUCAAUAUGUAUGUUCCAUUUUAAUUGGGAAUUAAUAUAUAUAUUCCUAGAUAUUUGAUGGAAUAAACUCUUUCAAUAUAAUCACAAGAACAACUAGCCGAAAUAUUAUUAAGACGAGCAGUAUUUUGGACGCUUAAUUUCCAAUUUUAUGUCACGAUUUAUAUUUUAAAUAUUAAAGAUAAUAUGCUAAAUUUUAAUUAAGUUAAGCUCUAAAUAAUUAUUAUUGAACCAUGUUUUUACAAUUUUAAAAAUUUUAUUAGCUUUAUAACGUUUAAAUACUUUUUUCUUGAAUGAGAACAACAGUAUCAUCUGCAAAACAAAUUAUUUUUCAAUCGAAAUUAAUAUUUAGCAAACCAUUUACGUGUAUAAUAAAAAAGAUCAUAGGUUCUAGAACGGUCCCUUGUGGAAAACCAUGGUUUAUUUUUAAAGGGGAACUAAAUGUGUCAUUAAUUUUGACAAUUUGUAACCUAUCAGUGAGGUAAAAUCUAAUUAAAUCAUUUUUUUCCCCACAUAUUACUGCAAAAUUUAAUUUUUAAAGAAGUAAUUUAUAAUUAAUAGGCUUUUUCUCAGAAAAAAAAAAGAGUUGGAGUUAAGGAAAUUCAUUAUUCUAGUUUCCAUUAAUUUUUUAAAAAAUUUUAGAUAUACUGAGAUAGGCUUAUAAUUACUGUAAUCUAAUUUGUCUCCUGAUUUAAAUAGGGGGAUAAGAAUACAUUUCUUAAAACAUGAUGGGUAUAUUCCACUACUCAAAGAAAAAUUAAAUAACAACAUUAAUGGGAGAGAAAUAUGUACUGCUACUUUAAGGAUGUAAUUAGUGAUACCCUUUUCAUAAUAAGAAGAUAAUCUUUAAUUUUACCAAUAUGAUUUCCUUUUGGGUAAUAUGAGUUAAAAACAUAGAAUUAUUUACAUGACAAUUAUUACUUUUAUUUUUCUAAUCCUCAAGAUCAUAGCCCUUUUUCAUUGUAUUAUUCUCAAUGUUUUUGCCCACGUUUGCAAAGAAAGUAUUAAACUGAUGUGCAUUAUUGGUAUUAUCGUUAAUGAUUAUGUUAUUUUGCCUAAUACUAUUUAUUUCCGCUUUAAACGAAUUUGUUCUACCUACUAUAUGGUUUAUUGUUUUCCGCAUUUUUUUUUCAGGAUUACGUUGGAAAUUGUGUAGAAGAUCUUAAUAACAUAUUUUUUUCCUAAUUUUGAUUAAGGUAUUUACGGUGUUUGAAUAUUUUUUAUAUUUAUGCUUUAGAUUAGUAUCAAAUGGAUAUUUAUAUAGUUGCUUGGAUAAUUUAUGAUUAUGUUUUGUAGAAAUAACUAGUCUCUUAGUAAUCCAGUCUUUAAUUUUUUAUAUUUAUUAGAUAUUUUAUUUACUUGAUUAAAAGAAGACUUAUUAAUAAAUUCUUCCAUUUUAUCCAAGAAAUGUUGAAAAGAUUUGUCAAUAAUAUCAUUCCAAUUUUGUACACUGAUAAACGUGUUUAGUUGCUGUAUAUUAAUUAUAUUUAUUGCUUUAUAAUGUAAAAUGUUACAUUAUGAUCUUAUGCCAUUAUUUGUUAUUAUUCACAGAGAUUUUAAAGAGUAUUAAUGUCCCAAAAUGGUCCGUGAUUUUACAUUUUGGAAUAAAUGCUUGAAUAUUAUCACUAGAGAUAUUUUUGGUAAAAAUAUGAUCUAUACAUGAGUUGGUGUAAUUGGCAAUACGAGUGUAUUUAUCUAUAAAAGAAAUAAAAUUAUGUUUAGUCAUAGUAUUAAAAUAAUCAAGACUUAUUGGAAUCGAUAAUUUUAAUAUUGAUAUCAUUUGUUAAAACGUAACAGACAUUGGAAAUUAUUUAGUCGUUGUAGGUAAUCAUUUAAAUCGAUAAGGAAAUUAUUUAAUACGGUUUACUCUUUUUAUCUUGUUUGUAAUUGCAUUAUCUCUUCUUAAGUGUUACAUAUUUUCAUGAAAAUUCGGUAUUUAGUAAUGAUGAUUUAUGCUAUUUAUAUUUAAUUAAUCCCAUAUACCGCGUUUAUUUGUGAAAGACACAACCGUGGUAGCCGUGGUACACACACAUAUCCCGAUGAUUAUAAUAAUCUAACGUAAUUUGUAUUGUUAUGAGUAUACCCACUCAAUCAAAUUCAAACAUCGAUUUACUCAUAAUAACUAUACUAAUUGAACAGAAUAAUUUAUUAUUAGACGAUAAUUUUUAUUUUUUUAAAUUUAACAAUGCUGUUUAUGAUGCUGCGUUUAUAUAUUAUGUAACUACAUACUGAUAAUUAUAAAAUCCGUUUUCUUAAUUGUUUGAGGAUAAAUAUUAUACAAAUAUUAUAUCGUUGUUUUUAUUUGUAUUCCUAUAAAAUCUAAUAUUCUCGUAACGAUGACUUAUGAUUUCGGAAUCUACCUCUAGAGUAUCUCUAUAAAUAUCGAAUAAAAAGUAUCAUCCAUCUCUAUAGUAAUUUAUAAGAUUAAUUAAUUUAUUGACUAACUAUAAUUCUGUGUUACAUCUUGUUUUUAAAUUUAAUAACCUCCAAUCUUAAGCUUAAGCACCAAAUUGGUUAUAUUUUAUCAUAUUCAUGUGCACUAUACAGCAUAAGGCAUUUAAAUCAUUAGGCUUUAUUAUUAGAAUGGCUAAUGAAUUAAAUGUGAGUGCGUCUGCAGUUUAGAUAUUUUUUUGUACUAUUGUCUGUCUCAUUCUUGAAUAUAAUUGUAUUGUUUGAGAUCCACACACUGCUAUAGUUACACAUUAGCGUUGAACACGUUCAACACUCAUGAGUAUUAGAUUUAUCGAAGGUCUGUUAAACGGCAAAGUUGAAUUUACUGAGCUCGUUUCGCGAAUAUGCUAUAAGAUAACUUAGUGGUUCGCCAGAUCUACUGCCCCUUUUUAUAAACCUUAUACCACCAUCUAUAUUUAACUAAUGAACCACUUAGGAGAUUAACGAUAAACGCCAAUAUGUACUCUUAUUAUUUAGUUUAAUAUUAUUUUUUCUUUAGCUGCGUUAUUUAAUCAAUCAUGUAGGUACUUAAUUUUACCGUUGUAAUUACUUUUAAUACACAUUAUGUAAACCGGAACGUUGCAUAAAUUAAUAAUAACCCGAUGUAUUUUCUCGUAACGUUUCAAGGUGUUUCUGUGGCUAACCUUGUUAUGCUCGACGGUGAUUGGUUUGCAACAGCGUCAAAAGCAGCAGCAACCAAAUGCGGUCCGUUACAACAUUUUGGCGUUUUUGCCAACCGAAGUCAAGAGUCACUUUAUGGGCUUUAAACCUCUAUUAAGGGCACUGGUGGCCAAAGGACACAACUUGACGCUGGUAUCGCCGUACUCGAUAGGUGAAACGGAGUUGCCGCAUAAUUUCAUCAAGGUGGAACCUAGACCGCCGUUCGGUGAGUAUAUUGUAUUGUACAUACUUGAGCUUAUUCAGAGGAUUGUCGUUCUGAGAGAGGUGGUUAUGGGAGUGGAGGGAUAAAACAUUUGACCGAAAUGUUUGAGUAAAUUUUUUUUGUGUAUCGAGGAAGACACCGAAAACUUCGAUGCUGUUGAGAUGCCUUUUUUUCUCGAUACAUUUGUCUGUUGGUUGUUGUUUUUCAAACUUUUUGUUUCGUUUUCGUCCGUAGACUUCAACAUGCUAGACGUAGCCAAGUCUCGAGUUCCCGAUUUCCUGGGCGUGUGGGGAUUCGGGUUGUUCAACACGGACUCGACCCUGGAUAAGCCGGCCGUCCAGAAUUUCCUGCGUAACGACCGGAGCACAUUCGACGUGGUGCUGUUCGAAAACUUCGUGCACGAGUGUUUCGUGGCGCUGGGUCACAAAUACGGUGCUCCCGUCGUGCAAAUCCUACCGUCGUUCACCAGCGUCCGGGUGUCUCAGUGGCACGGACAACCGUACGAUCCGUCGUACGUGCCCGAGUUUACGAUGGGCUUCACGGACCGCAUGACGUUCGUGCAGCGAGUCAGGAACACGGUCAGCGCCCUGUGCAACACCUGGCUGGCUCGUGCGUUCUACUUGCCCCGACAACAGGCACUGGCCGACAAACAUUUCGUGUACCCAGGCUACGAAGAUCGGCCACCGCUGACCGACAUGCUUCAAAACGUGUCCCUGACGCUGGUCAACAGCCACCCAGCCGCCGUCGGCUAUCCUGCGCCCUCGGUCCCCGGAUUCGUCAACGUGGCCGGCAUGCAUUGCGUACCAUCCGGACAGCUACCCGAGGUGAUCGGUUACGCCAGUAUUGUCAAUUAGAAAACGAGUAAAUUUCCGUUCACACAUAAUAAUACAAUUGUCUUCACAUACCCUUUGUAGGACUUAAAGGUUGUCAUGGAAACGGCUCCACACGGCGUGGUGUACUUCAGUCUGGGCUCCAACGUGAAAUCCUCUCAAAUGCCCAAGGAAACGGUGUCGAUGCUAUUGGCCGCGUUCACUACCAUAAAGGAGACCGUUCUGUGGAAAUGGGAAAGCGAUCAGCUGCCUGACCUGCCGAAAAACGUAAUCGUUAGGAAAUGGUUUCCGCAAAACGACAUAUUGGGUAAGGUUCCUAAUCGAUUCGGAGUUUCCGGUAUCACAAGAGACAUUAAUUUAGAACCCGAAUUUAAAUUUACUAAAAACGUUAUCUAAAACUUUCCAUACAAAAAAAGAAAAACAGUUUCAAAAUAAGAACUUUCGCUUUUGAAGUAAGUAUCUGUUCUGAUAUGGUUAUUCGUAUCAUGUACUUGUCCGAUGCAUUUUUUUUUAUAACGUUCUUUAACAAAAAAACAAAUCAUAAAUAAAACGAUCGACAAUAUUAUUGAAACCUAUUGAGGUGAAUAUUAGAAAACACAGGUUUUUUGAGAUACCUACAGUAUCGCCGAGCUUGAUACUGAAAAUUUCGCCAACGUAAAAAUGUUUGGCUUGAAAAUAUAAAACGAGCUUAAACAUUGUACGUAUUUGACCAGGUCAUCCCAAAUGCAAAUUGUUCAUCACGCAUGGCGGUAUACACAGCAUGAUCGAGACCACUUAUCACGGAUUGCCCAUGUUGGGCAUCUCGGUGUUCGGCGAUCAGAUGAUGAGCGUCCUGUUGGCCGAACAGAGAGGAUACGCUAUACACGUACCGUAUUUCGAGAUGACCCGGGAAAAGUUUCACAGCGCGCUGCAUCGUCUCAUCGACGACCCGUCGUGAGUAUACCUGUACACACACGCAAUAUAACCCGUACAAUAUUCUGUCCCGGCCGUAAAACCACGGAAUAUCGCGUUUCAAACGGGGAUAGGGGAAGGUGUGAGGCGAGUGAUGGCGAGUGGCGGUGUGGAGGGGGGAUACUGGAAUUUUGAAAUUGAAUACGUCUAGAAUCCAAUAAAUACCGGAUCGAAAUUUCAUAUAAUAUACUAUCUCGUACCCAUGUGGGAAAAGGCAAACGCAAAAAUGCAGUUACACCAUUCAAUAAUAUAUUAUUGAAUAUAUAUAUAUUAUCAUUAACGGCGUAGGGACGAAUUUAUUAUAUAUAAAUAUAAUUACAAGUUCGAUAGUCGCAUAGUUGUUUGAUUUUUUGUUUUUUUCGGCUACAAAAAUUGCAUAGGUAGGUACACGAAUCGUGUAGGAUCAAUGCGCACAGCAUUUGCACACUCGGCUAAUAAUAGUGUUCCGAGGUUAUCGCGCUGUAUCCGAAAUGACGAGGAUUUAUCGCCCGGCGGUACCUACUUUAUUUGAGACACUUGUACAGAUUCCCAACUGAUUUUCUGUAAAACAAAUUCGAUUUUACGAUUGUCGAUUUCUGGGUUACCUUGGCUACAAAGGGAGAACAACAUAACCGAUACUAUAUACCUUACCGGUUUACCGGUUCACCGUUCAGAAUCGUCUUUUGAUCACUAUGAUUUAUCGACAUUUUCAAUAAAUACCUCUGUGGCACGUUAUUGUAUGUCUGGUUUUAUUUUAUUUCAAAUCGUUUUUUCUCAUUUUUUUUUUUUUCACUUGUAUCUUGUUAUGUUUUUAAAAUAUGUGUCGAUAUUAUCCGGAUAAAAAAAAUUCCUUGUUUACUCCCCCUCCCCCCGGCGAACCCGUGAACACGCCACUGUCAUGUUAUCAUAUUUCCGGUAAAUUUAUGCUUAAAUGUUUUAUUUCAUAGCAGCCAUGAGCCAAAUAAUUUUAUACGAAAAUCAAUGCACGUGUGCAAUAUCCCGUAACUAUAAUAUAGUACGCCGAAAAAAACAGCAAAGUUGUUAAUAAUAUUAAUUUGGUUGUCACGGGCGAUCUACAGAAAUUUCGUAUAUACCAAUUUGUUUGUGACGAUUUGAAUCAUAAUUUUGCUAGUCCACUUUUUGAUCACACAUUCCGCAGAGUUAACUGAAUAUUAUUUAUUAGCAUUUCAUUUAGUGAACUAUUCGAGUAGUUUUUGACUUAUUAUUAUAAUUGCUGUUGAGAGAUGAAUUCUGCAGUACAACUUGAAUCGAACAGCGGCCGUUUUGCCGUAGGAGAUGUCAAUCUUUCUAUUCAGAGUCCGGAUUUAAAUGAUGGACAUGGACGCCCACGCCGUUUGGGAAACUCUGUACCAGAAGUAUUAACAAAUGAAAAACCCGAUAAAAAAGCGAAAUCGCUUUUUGCAUCAAAUGAACUCAUUAUUAAGACGUCGCAUCAUAUUCGUACAAUUAUUGAAACCGAUGAUAUAAGUUAUGAUGAACAACCCAUAAAUGAAUUGGCCUCACUUUUUUCAAAAAAAGAUUUUCAGUCUUAUUCAGAACUUACGUUGAAAACUGCUCUGUGGCGGCAGAUUAGUCAUCGAAUUAAGACGUUUGUUAUGGUGUUCGAUAACACUAAAUGUAAUAUGGUACAUUUGUCUGCUGGAUUUAUUUUGGUAUUCCACAAGAUGAAAAAACUUUGUUGCAUCUCGCAUAAUGAACUCAAGAUCGAACUAAACAUAUUCAUCGACGCUAUUCAAGAACACGUAAAAUAUUUUGAUUACGUAUUGUGGACAAAAUGGUUUUCAAACGAUACUGAGUUUAAAGAUUGGAUGUUUUUCAUAGCUAGUAUUUUAAUGCCAAACGAACAUUUUGUAAGCGAGGACGAAGAAAGUCGUAUUGAAAAUACAGUAAACUAUUUCAGCAAGGUAAGGUCUAGUCGGUACAUUUUGUUCAGCGACAUACCUACAAAAACUCCCGUACCAGAGACAAAUUACAACGACGACGUAUUUAGUUGUGAUGCUAAAACAAACAAACGAAAAUAUGAGGACAAUUAUCGUGUUAACGUUGACAAUAUUACACGUGCCAGAUUACUGACAGGAAGAAAAUCAGGUGUUUUUAUUAAACAGUCACGAAAAAGAUUAAAAAGACUGUUUAAAUAAAAAUUAAUCAAAAAUCCAAUCAAAGUAUUUUAGAAAUGUAAGAGACAUAGUCGGUAUAUUUUAUUACCAGAAACAAACGAUGACGACCACGCGCGACGUAUUAACUAGUAAAACAUACAAACGCAUUGACCAUGAAAAUAUUAAACUAAUCCAAGUGACGGGAAGUAAACCAAGUGUUUUUAUUAAACAAUCACGAAAAAUAUGAAGAAGAAGACUGAUGAUGAUGAUGAUGAAGGUGAAGACUGCUAAAGUAAAAAUUCAAGCAUUAAGUUAAAAUGAGCCAGUUGUGCCGUGUGCCAUUCUCCGCAAUAUCGAAUGAUAAAUAUCACUGCCUUGUACAAAUAAUCGUAUAUUCACACCCAAAACCGAUCCGUUGAUUUGGUCAGCAGUUAUGUUAUUUUAGAUAAAUUGAAAACCACAGAAAAUGAUUUACGUAAACAUUAAUACAUUGUCCAUAAUAGUUGUUGCCAUGUUUGUAUUAAUACUAAAAAUGCAAGACAACGCAGCAAUACUUCACGUACAUACCGAUUUUUUUUUCUUGAUGCCAAUAACUAUUAUUUCUAUAGGCAUUUUUUCCGAAGUAUAAAUUUAUAAUUUUUGUUACUGUUUUUGUUGUUAAGUAUUUGUGCCUAUUAUGUUUGUUACCAAUUACCAAAUAAUCUAUUACUAUUACUUAUUAUUUGAACAAUAAUUUCACUGUACAUAUUUUUUUUGUUUUUUUAAGAAUAAUAAAUAAUCACUAUUACAAUAAUUUGGGUUUUAAAAAUGAACCGACAAUAACACAUUGUUGUAAGUGAAAGUAUGAAAAGAUAGACAGACAAAAUACUAUCUAGUGUUUUUUAGGUUCCGAAUAAAAGGGUUUAAGGAUUCGUCAACCAAAUACGAUCCGAGUGGAGCUCAAUUGGAUAUUUUUUGAUUAAUUAAUGUUACCAAAGGGUCGAAUUAAUAUAAUAAUAUGGUUUUUUUUUAAUUUGUACUAUUUUCAUUGUGAUUUUUUUUUUAGUUUUCAACGGUCUUUGGUUACAUCGUCAUCGGUCUUAAAUUGCGGGAGUUUAUAUUUUACUAACUCAAUUUAUUACCUUUUUGAUAGGGAUAUCAACAUGAAUUUCUAUAUUUUUGUAAAACAACUGAUUUAAGUAAUAUUUUUUAUUGGUAAAUUAUUAAUCAAUAUCUAUUUCCUAAUCCCUAAAUUCAAAUAGUUAGUGAUCCGUAUGUAAUAAAUUUAAAAAGUCGAAUAAACUUUCAAACAUUUCAUUCUAAAUGAAAAAUCAUCAUUCAAUUAUUACGGUUAACAUUUAAUAUUCACUUUUUGUAUUUUGUUUAUCGCGUACAGAAAAAAAAAAAAAACACGCAUACGCUUGUAAAACUUAUAGUCGCAAAUAGUGUUUCAAAUUUUGGAUGGUGGAACCUCGAAAAUAUCUAAUGAUUAAAAAAAAAAAAAAACGACUCAAUAUUUUAUACCUGUGUCCGCCAUGAAACAAUGGUACUAAUAAUUGAUAUUAACAUACAUGAAUAUUAUGCGAAACAUUUUUUGAUAGUACGACCGAUCAGAAAAAAUAUCAAUUUAUACAAUGAAUUUUUACCUAUUUCAAACUAUAAUAUACCUAUUAAAAAAAUAAAAACGCAAUACAUGUAUAUGCUUAAUAAGUUAUCAUACUCAUAUGGUUCAAUACGUUUUUAUUUUUUUUUUUUUCGAAUUGGGGAGGGCUUAGCUAUUUGCGCCUAUGGUAAGACUGUUUACGAGAUACAUUUUUAAAUGUAAUAAUCAAUCGUUAAGAAGAUGUUGAAAGUCUAAUAUUAAAGGCGUUGUGUAUAGGCAAUUUCAACAAAUUUCUUGAAAAAAAUGAUUUACCAAUUCAAAAAUAUUGAAAUUGAUUUUAAUUUUAAAAGUGGUUUCAUGCCACGACACCGAGUAUUAAGUACCCGUCAAAAUGACAUAAAACUUAUUUGUAAAUGAUACACGUUAACUAAAAAAUUUCCUUUUUUUUUUCUCUACGUAGGCGUAUAAAAUAGCAACCAACUGCACUGCGCUUUAAAUACAAUUUAGAGUUAUAGAAAUCUUCAAACAAUUUUUCUACGCGAACACUGAACACGCCAUGUAUAGCAGUUGAUAUUGUUUUAUUUUAAAAACCUACGCACACAGGGUGAUCAAUCUUUAAUGUAGUGUACAUUAAAUCGAAACGUUUUUUUUCUCAACAAUUUAGGAAAACGAGCAAUUCUAAAAAUGUUAUAUUACCGAUAUUUUUCGUGAACGUUUAAUUUUCGGAAACCAAACCAUUAUAGACACCCGCUCUCGGUUUUCAUAUAGAUACCUAUAUUUUAAUAAGAACAUAAAUAAAUAUAAUACAUUAUAUAUUUCUACGAACAGUUUAAGUAUUUGAUUUCUGUCGACUCGUUAACGAGACAUUCCACAGUUAUUCCAAGUGUUUUGUUUUGUCGAUAGAGUAGUGGACCACUAUUCAAUGUUCGCAUGAUCUGUUCCACGUUCCUACAAAAAUGAUAGUAAACGGAUUUUGCUGUGAAUACAUAUUUUUAUCCGGAUUCAGAUACUUUUAAUUUAAUAAAAAAAAUCCGUAUAAUCUGUAUAAUUAUAAUUGAAAUAAAACCAAAUUUACUUUGCAAUUAUGUUUCACAUAUUUUUACACAUUCGGCAAUGACUGAGUGUCGUGACGAACGCUCUGGUAUAGUCACGGGUACCAAAAUCAUUUGUUUCACGUCCGUUUAUAACGAUUUUUUUCCAAGUUGUUUUCUGUUUUUUUUUUCUCUCUAGGACUUUUAUAAUUGGGUUCGUUUUAGGAUUUUUAGUGCCACGACAUGAUUUCUAACAUACUGACGUAUCGUUAUUUUUACCGUACGCAGGUACGCGGCCAACGCCAAGAGAGUGUCGAAAAUUUUCAACGACAAUCCUCAGCGGCCGUUGGACAAAGCCGUCUACUGGAUCGAGUACGUGACCCGACACGGGGGAGCGCCGCACCUGAGGACGGCGGCCAUGGAUCUGUACUGGUUCCAGUAUUACCUAUUGGACGUCGGCGCCGUCCUGUCGGCCGUCCUGUUCGCCGUAUCCUACGUGGUUUUCAAGCUGUUCGCGUGUUGCUUGUGCCGCGGCAAAUCAAAGAAGCCCAAAGUCAAAAAGAAUUGA
This is a messenger RNA of Cinara cedri, 15988 nucleotides long. NCBI's taxonomy places the organism in Eukaryota, Metazoa, Arthropoda, Insecta, Hemiptera, Aphididae. The record is from the annotation of a GenBank genome assembly.